Drechmeria coniospora is the source of this 1914-nucleotide messenger RNA. Its product is annotated as RNA polymerase III subunit RPC82. Lineage: Eukaryota; Fungi; Ascomycota; Sordariomycetes; Hypocreales; Ophiocordycipitaceae. The coding region runs from base 1 to 1914 and encodes 637 amino acids. The record is from RefSeq and is a predicted model, not a curated record. Gene Ontology annotation, molecular function: single-stranded DNA binding. Gene Ontology annotation, cellular component: RNA polymerase III complex. The transcript is spliced from 4 exons. Gene Ontology annotation, biological process: DNA-templated transcription.
AUGCUUGUUACCAAACAUGCCGCCGAGCUUUGUGCUCUCCUAGUCAAUGACCUCUUUGGAGAGCUUCCUUCGCGAAUCUUGGUGGCGCUCUUCACCAAAGGGCGUUCCAAUAUCACACAGCUGGCGCGACAUACGUCUCUCGAUCCAAGAAUUCUACGAAACGGCCUUGGCGUCUUGGCCCAGCACAACCUUCUCUACCACUACACCGACCCGGACACGAAUGUUACUAGCUACGAAGCCAACCCCGACUCCUGCUACAACCUCGUCCGAUCUGGGAAGAUCGCCGAGGUCAUCGACAGCCAGUAUGGAACUGCAGAGCGCAAUCUAGUCCAGACUCUUAUCAUGUUGGGCAACGCUAGAGUCGCAGACCUCACCCACGCAUUCACAUCACGAACGACCAGGCCGACAAACGGGACGCAUGAUCCCAACUCGGGCUUGAUCGAGUCUGAAGAUUACUUGAAUACGGUACUGUCUCGUCUGAUACAAGCCGAGAUUGUGGAAACGGUUCGGCUUGAUAGCUUUCGAAGCCUCGCAGAGGUGUAUCGCGAGAUGGAUGCAGACGUCAACAGGACAGCGCCCGGAGAAAAGGCGACGAAAAAUAAGGUGGAGAACCAUGCUCUCCUUGUGGACCGCUUUCGAGACUUUCGGGAUCAGAGCAAGUCAUUGAAACGCCAGCUUGACCGAUUCAACGGCCCGGUAUCCAAGCGAAGAAAGCUUCAAAACGGCGCCUCGCAUGCUGAUUCGUUUUCGGACAGCGCGCCGCUCGACCCCAACAUCAUCGUUCGGGUCAACUACGAGAAGUGUUUGGUCCAGCUACGAAACCAGCGACUAGCGGAAUUUGCCGCCGACGCGCUCGGCGAGGUCACGGGGCAAGUCUACCGCGCUCUGCUGGAGAUGUUGACGACCCAGCUCUCAAGAUGCCAGCCAGAUCCGCUGAUCGGCGACCAAACCGGUGGUCAACAGCAGGUGGCGGUGACGUCGGUCGAGAUCCUGGAGCACCUUGAUGAAAUCGUCGAGGUCCAGAACGGCAUUGGCAAGGCACCGAAGGAGAAGAUCGACUUUCAGAGCGCGGAAAAGGUCAAGGCUACGCCCCUCGACUACGAAAGCGAUUCGGACGAUUCAGACAGCGCGCAGGCCCCUCCGAGGAGAGGGCCGGCCACCGUCCAUGACGAGUCCGAGUCAGACGACGAGGUUGUCGAGCGAGCCCAGCCACGAACCGCACAACAGGCCAAUGGCGUGGCGCGAUCGAGGGUGAAGUUUGAAGACGAAGAGUCUCAUGGCAGCCGCCUGGACCAGAUGCGGCAACACUUGCUGCUGCUUGCGGAGAGCAGGCAUCGUUUCGUUCGGCACUGCGGCACGCACGGGCGAGGUCAAUGGACAGUCGACUUUGGUCAGCUGAUGGAGAGCCUUCGCGAAGCUGAGAUGGAUGCAUACAUUGAGCAUUCCUUUGGGCGCCACGGGCUUCGGCUGACCCGAAUUCUUCGCGAAAAGGGGAAGUUGGACGAGAAGAUGCUGCCUUCGGCCGCUCUGAUGAAGAAGUCGGACGUGCAGGGGAAGAUGCUCGCGAUGCAGAUGGCCGGCCUCGUGGAUGUGCAGGAGGUUCCGAAAGAUAACAGCAGGCUGGCCAAUCGCACCCUUUUCUUCUGGUUUUUUGACGGCGAGCGGACGCAGUCACAACUCCUGGACGACAUAUACAAGGCCAUGCUUCGGUGCCUGCAGACACUGCAGGUGGAGCGGCACAAGGAACGAAACAUCCUUGCCUUUGUGGAGCGAAAGGACGUGAAGGGCAAGGAGGAAGAGGUGAUGACGGCGGAGCAUUACAACAAGUACACGCGGCAUCUGGAGGAGCAGAAGAAGCUUCUGGGGCAGGUCAUGCGGCUGGACGACAUGGCUGCCAUCUUCAGGGACUAUUGA